AUGGCUGUGAAGACGGACAUGAGCAAGGCGUACGAUAGGAUCGAAUGGGAUUUUCUCCUGGAAGUUCUUACCCGAUUCGGCUUCCAUGCCAUAUGGAUCACGUGGAUCAUGGAGUGUGUUACCACAGUCUCUUACUCCUUUCUCAUUAAUGGAGCAGCCCAGGGUUGGGUCACACCCUCGAGAGGCCUGAGACAAGGAGACCCGCUGUCACCUUACCUUUUCAUCCUUUUUUCGGAGGUCUUUUCCGGUUUAUGCAGAAACGCACAAGAAAAGGGAGAAUUGAUCGGCGUCAAAGUGGCUCAAAACUGUCCCGCCAUAAACCACCUACUUUUUACGGAUGAUACCAUGUUCUUUCUACGCUCCAACCCGUCCAGCCGUACCACCUUCCUCAAGAUAUUGCGACUGUACGAAGAGGCUUUGGGUCAAUGCAUAAACCGUGGUAAAUCCUCUGUUACUUUCUCCUCCAAAACUCCCCCGGAGGUGAAAGAUCGUGUCAAAGCAUGUCUGCGUAUUGAGAAAGAAGGAGGUACCAGGAAGUACCUUCGACUCCCGGAACACUUUGGAAGAAGGAAACGCGACAUCUUUACAAGCAUUGUGGACAGAAUCCGACAAAAAUCUCAUAGCUGGUAUAGUCGCUAUCUCUCGGGUGCAGGGAAACUUAUUCUCCUCAAAUCAGUCUUGGCAGCCCUCCCCACCUAUGCAAUGUAUUGUUUUAAACUCCUGCUAUCCCUGUGUAAACAGAUACAAUCCGCGUUGACUAGGUUUUGGUGGGAUCUGUCAUCGGAAGUUCGGAAAAUGGCUUCUUGGAAACGGCUUACCCUCCCGAAGAGUUGCGGUGGUCUAGGCUUCAGGGAAAUAGAACAAUUUAAUGAUGCGCUUCUUGCCAAAAUCACCUGGAGAAUCCUCAGUAACCCAGAGUCUUUACUAGCGCAAACCCUGCUGGGCAAAUACUGCCUCCAUGAUCUACUCAUGACGUUGAAUGCGUCAAGCUCUUGCUCCCAUGGGUGGCGAGGAGUACUUGUGGGAAGAGAAGUUCUGCGUAAGGGGAUGAGUUGGAUUGUCGGCAUUGGUUCCAGCAUCAAUGUAUGGACAGACCCAUGGCUCUCCUUAGACCGCCCCUUGUCACCAAAUGGCCCCCCAACAUCAGCGAAUAUCGUUCUCUUAGUUGCUGAUCUGAUCCAUCCCGUUACAGGAGAGUGGAACCUGGCAGCCAUCCGAUCUCACCUCCCUCAUUAUGAGGAUCUGAUCAAAAAAAUUGUUCUAAGCUCUUGCGGUAUGUCGGACUCCUUGGUGUGGUUACCUGAGAAAUCAGGAACUUACUCUACUAAAACCGGCUAUGCCCUCACAAAACUCAAUGUUGAUGCGGGAAUGUUGGAUGACUUUGACUGGAAGAAAUGUGUUUGGCAGGUGAAGACUUCUCCAAAGAUUCAACACUUCUUAUGGAAAACCAAAAACAGAAUACUACCUGUUGGUUCUGUUCUCCAAGAAAGAGGCAUGGGAGUCGAUCCAAACUGCAAGAGGUGCGGUGCCCUAGAGACUCCACUUCACGUCCUCCUUAUGUGCCCUUAUGCGACAAGUGUUUGGGAGGAGACGUCGGGAAUCUACAAACCGGACAGUACAACUGUCACCUCUAUACCACUUCUCGUCCAAACAUGUCGUCGAAUGAUAACUCUACCCCCUACAGGUCUUGGGGAUGUGACUCUAUACCCAUGGACGUUGUGGAACCUGUGGACAAACCGUAACAAACUCCUCUUCGAGGAUAAAAAUUUCUCUGUUGAAGAGACAAUACUUAAAUCAGUUCAAGAUGCUCGAAAGUGGAAAGAAGCGCAGGAUUCCCUCCCAAAGAAAACGUUAUCACAAAGUGUGAUGCGGCAUGGAGUCACACCUCCCACUGAUGUGGUGGUCCACAAGACAGAUGAUGUUUCAGACUAUGUCUACUCGUCUCACCGCCGAAAUGUUACCUCUGCCCUUGUAGCGGAGGCAUUGGCGAUCAAGGCUGCCAUUGCUUGGGUAGCUGCGUCUUCAUCCCUGAAUCAACGUCCAGUCGUGGUUCUCUCGGAUGCGAAGGUCCUCGUCGAUCUUCUCAAUGCGAAGAAGGUUGACGUCAAGCUCCAAAGUGCUCUCUAUGACAUUUAUGCUCUAGCUAGACACUUGGUUUCUAUCUCCUUUAAGUUUAUUCCCCGCUUAGAAAACUUUGUUGCUGAUUUGGUGGCAAAAUCAGCUUUGUUUAAUUUUGUAAAAUCCUCCAUCAUGGAGUAA
Brassica oleracea var. oleracea is the source of this 2259-nucleotide messenger RNA. RefSeq lists its product as uncharacterized. Gene Ontology annotation, molecular function: nucleic acid binding; RNA-DNA hybrid ribonuclease activity. The coding region runs from base 1 to 2259 and encodes 752 amino acids. The record is from RefSeq and is a predicted model, not a curated record. Lineage: Eukaryota; Viridiplantae; Streptophyta; Magnoliopsida; Brassicales; Brassicaceae. The transcript has 2 exons.